Acipenser ruthenus (sterlet) is the source of this 3353-nucleotide messenger RNA. Its product is annotated as kinesin-like protein KIF17. NCBI's taxonomy places the organism in Eukaryota, Metazoa, Chordata, Actinopteri, Acipenseriformes, Acipenseridae. The record is from RefSeq and is a predicted model, not a curated record. The coding region runs from base 140 to 2647 and encodes 835 amino acids. Gene Ontology annotation, molecular function: microtubule motor activity; ATP binding; microtubule binding. The transcript has 15 exons. Gene Ontology annotation, biological process: microtubule-based movement.
GCAACAGGGAACGCCACGGGAGGAGGGCCCAAACCUUCCGGAGUGAGAUUGAGCGGCCGGGUUUGUUUAUUUGGGCACAGGUUAGACCUUUAGAUACAUUCGGCAUUCGUGUGCUUCGGGGCUACACAGCGGGGUAAUAAUGGCGUCCGAGUCGGUAAAGGUAGUGGUCCGAUGUCGACCCAUGAACGAAAGGGAGAGGGCUCUGAACUGCAAAGCGGCGGUGACUAUGGAGAGCGCCCGAUGCCAGUGCUUCAUCCAGAAGCCGGGAGCCACGAAUGAGCCACCCAAACAGUUCACAUUCGACGGGACCUACUACACUAAUCAGACCACGGAACAGAUGUACAACGAGAUCGCGUAUCUGCUGGUGGAGGGUGUAACGGAAGGCUACAAUGGGACGAUUUUUGCAUACGGACAGACGGGCAGCGGGAAAUCCUUUACCAUGCAGGGGAUCACGGACCCCCCUGCCCAGAGGGGAGUCAUCCCCCGAGCCUUCGAGCACAUCUUUGAGAGCAUUCAGUGUGCAGAGAAUACAAAGUUCCUUGUGAGAGCCUCAUACCUUGAAAUCUACAAUGAGGAAAUCCGAGACCUUCUCGGGAACGACACUAAACAGAAGCUGGAGCUGAAGGAGCACCCGGAGCGGGGGGUGUACGUGAAGGAGCUGUCCCUGCACACAGUGCACAGUGUGGUGGAGUGCGAGCGCAUCAUGGAGCAGGGCUGGAAGAACCGCUCUGUGGGAUACACCCUGAUGAACAAGGACUCGUCUCGCUCCCACUCCAUCUUCACCAUCCACCUGGAGAUCUCCACCGUCGACCAGUCCGGUGAGGGCCACCUCCGGGCAGGAAAGCUGAACCUGGUGGACCUGGCUGGCAGUGAGCGGCAGUCCAAGACAGGAGCCACAGGGGAGCGUCUGAGAGAGGCCACUAAGAUCAACCUGUCCCUGUCUGCCCUGGGCAACGUCAUCUCAGCGCUGGUGGACGGGCGCUCCCGACACAUCCCCUACAGAGACUCCAAACUCACCCGGAUGCUGCAGGACUCGCUGGGGGGCAACACUCGCACCCUGAUGGUGGCCUGCCUGUCACCCGCCGACAACAACUAUGAAGAGAGCCUGAGCACCCUGCGCUACGCCAACCGAGCCAAGAGCAUCCAGAACCGGCCCCGGAUCAACGAGGACCCCAAAGACGCCCUGCUGCGAGAGUACCAGGAGGAGAUCAAGCAGCUCCGCGCCCUGCUGACCGGGCAGAUCGGGGACACCAGCCUCUCCACCCUGCUGGCCAGCAAGCUCUCGGGAGCGCCCCCUGCAGUGCAGCCCAAGCCUCCACCCAGCCCAGGUGUGGAUAUUGAGGCAGAGAAAGCGAAGAUACGGCAGGAGUACGAGGAGAAACUGGCACGGGUGCAGGCAGACUAUACCGCUGAGAAGCAGUGCAAAGUGAAGUUGCAGGAGGACAUCACCGCUCUACAGAGCACCUUUGAGAGCAAGCUGGCCAGGCUGGAGGAGAAACGCACUCAACGCACUGCGGCUGCCCCUGUGACUGCGGAAGGGAGCUCUGAAGAAGACCUGCCCCGCCCAGGCACUGCUGUCCCCCUGGAGGUCACAGCAGCAGAGCAGUCUUUAGCAAAGCCGCAGUCAAACCAGCCCCAGAUAGCCAAGCACAUUGGCAGUGUGCAGAGAGAGAGUGUGGAGGAAGCGGGGGCGGCGACAAAGAAAGAAGAGGAGGAGGAGGGGGAGGGGGCCACAUCACCAGCCCCCCUGGACCCCAAGCAGGUCCUGGAAAGGCUGCAGCAGCUGGAGCAGGAGGUAGUGGGCGGGGAGCAGGCCCGCAACGAGAAGCUCCGGGAGCGGCACAAGCAGAGACAGAGCCUGGCGGACCAGCGCAAGAAGCAGCUGGUGGAGGCGCUGGCAGCGACCAGCGAGGAGAGCGACAGCAUGCUGCUCAACGUCUACGACUCCAUCCAGGAAGAGGUGCACGCCAAGAGCAAACUGCUGGAGGACAUGCACACGAAGUUGAGGGCUGCAGAGAUUGAGAUUGCAGACCUGCAGUCAGAGUUUGAGUUUGAGAGAAUCGAUUACCUGGCUACAAUCCGGAGGCUGGAGCGGGAGGGCCAGCUAACACAGCAGAUCCUGGAGCGUGUGCAGCCGCUCGUCCGUCGAGACUGUAACUACAGCAACGUGGACCGCGUCCAACGCGAGGCCGUCUGGGAUGAGGACAGCGCCACCUGGAGGCUCCCAGAGGCAGUGGUGCUAAAAACAUCCCUGCCUGCAGCGGUUCCAACUCCAGCUCAGGGCAGUCUGGGAAAGCAGUCAGGACGCAGAAACUCUUCGGCAGAGAACGGAGAAUUCCUGCUGGAAGAAGAUCGCUACAAGCAGCUGUUGAACCGCAGAGACAGUGAGAGCAUUGCCAGCAACUAUUUCAGAUCCAAGAGAGCCUCCCAGAUCCUUAACUCUGACCCCAUGAAGAGCCUGGCUGUCCACCCUGUCCCCCUCGGUAACGGGACGUCCCACCUCAGCCCCGGUGCCAUCUCUCCCACACAGAGCCUGGAUGUGCCCCAGCCUCGCCCCUACCGCCUGGAGUCCCUGGAGCUGCUUCCGGCUGCUACCAAGACCAAGCGCAAGAAAAGCAAAACCAACCCUAACUUCGAUGGGCCCUGAACCACCGUGGGGACUCUAACCAGCCAAACGAAACAGGCCAAGAAAAAUCAACAGAAAAUUACACCAGAGCUCAUUCUCCACCAAACACUGGAUGCUUUUUAAAUGGCAAAUUUUACCAUGUGCAAUCCGGCUGAGUUUUAUACAGCUGCAUGAUUGCGUCUCUGCUGUAAUUCAUGCAUGUUUGACAAGAACCAGUUGUUUUCAGAAAUUCAAUCCUCGCAAUUCCAAAGAACAAACUGCUACUAUAGAAGGAGGUGACACAUCUGCAUGGCUAUCGGCUGAACUGUUAAACUGCUGCUUAAUGAGCCUUGGAAAGACUACCUAUGGGUAAAGCAGGAACUGUUUGUCAGAUCUCUGCAAGACCAACAUUUAAAACAAAAUAAAAUAAAAUCAAUGCUUUAGUUUACAGAAAACUUUCCAAGUUGAAGAGAAGUAAAGAUUUCAGUUUUUGUUAUAUUAAAAUCCCAACUUGGAUAUUACUGCUUAUGUCUGGUGGAUCUCCACGUCUUAAUUCCACACUGACACACUAGAGCCUGAAAAACAUGGCAUGGACAACACAAGAUUCUGUUGCUUUGCAGCAUCUACUUUGCAGCUGUAACAAUUUUCCUUGGCAAAUAAAACACACACACGACACUUUUUAAUGUUUGUAGUAAAGAGUUAUAGAUCUUAAAAUGUAUUUAUUAAAUGAAAUGAUAUUCUAGCAUGA